AUGCAAGAUACACAAUCAGAGGCCGAACGACAAUACAGGAGACAACCAUCACACCUUGACGCUUCUCGCAGCCAGUCUGUUGCAACCUCAAGCACUUGUAUCAAGAAGUCUAAGACAGAUCCAGAGGUUGUGAUAUGCAGAAAAUUCUCGCUGUUGACCAUCGUAUCACUCACCAUUGCAACGCCUCAAGUGAUUUGGCUGCUGUACGAGCUGAUAACGGGACAGAAAAUGAACGUCAACUUUGCCGCUGUCGCAAUGACGCUAACUGCAGCGCAACCUCUGAUCGACUGCUCACUUAUCAUAUACAUGGAUCGUCCAAUACGGAACAAGAUUUUAGCAUGGCUUGGACGCAAGGCUUCACCCCUUGAACGUUCGGUAUCAUCUGAAAGAGAGAAGAAAGUACAGGAAUUGUGUCGAACUGUGCUCACAAGGCCACUAUUGACCCAACGUUUGACCUUUGACCGCUACAACACCUUCAAUCAACGUAAAAAACACCCAGCUGCUAAAAUGUCUGACGACGAAGACAAUGAUCUCGACCAAUUCGAAGACGCACAAGAUUCUCCGAACUCCAGUCCCACAUUAAACGUAGAUGACCCCUUCCCGCAUAUUCCUCAUAAGCGAUUGUCGACUGUCAGUUCGAUGGCAUCUGAAGACUUUGCAAAGGAUUUGCCUUCCUUUGACAAGAAGGCUAUCAAGGCUCUGCUUGAAAACGCUGAUGAGACGCUGGAUAAUGAUAUCAGGGAUGUCGAGUUGGGGACUGAAUACUUUCUCAAUUCGAGAUUUGACGAUGCAGAAUCAUUAUUUCUGGCUAAAUAUUUAAGUAGCAUGUACUGCACACAUGCUUAUGCCAUUAUCUCUGUCUUGAAGGCACGUAUACACGACUCAGGUUGUCAUUCUUUAAUGACAUUCGAACCAGCUGACUUGGACAAGGCAUUCAAGUCUCUGAAAGCGUCUGUGUAUAUCAGCUCACAGAUUCGAGCAAAGCAGUCAAUCCUGUCACAAAUGUCUAGUAUGGUGGGAGGUCUGGACAAGGAAGCUUCGAGGAUAGCUGGUCUAACUCGUUUGCAAAAGCAUGCGGAACUUAAUUUUGCAGAGGCUUAUCUCCUCAAAGCUCUCCUAUCAAUUCUCAGCGACUCAUCAAUGGUCGCCCUGGUCCGUGAAGGCCUCCAUAUAAAAAACGCAUACGGGAUCUUCCAAGCCUGUUACCGUUUUGUCGAAAACGUGCUCGAAGAAGCCGAAACGUCAGGAAAAGACGCUGACGCUGCACUAGCACAAGCCGGUGUAGAUGAGCAUUUCCUGACUGGAGUGUUGCACGGUGUUGGAAUGUUUGAAAUGAUAUUCUCGUUACUACCCGGACGAAUAUUACGAAUAUUUGAGAUGAUUGGAUUCACUGGCGACCGAGAAUUUGCUAUUUCUCGUCUCGAAAUUGGUGGUGGAUGGCCUGUGCAUGAUCGGUCGAUAAAGGGUACUAGUGGACGUAAGGCUAGUAAGGCUGCAUCGUCGGGACGUCGUCAGACGAUAUUCAAGAUCCCAAAGGUUGCCACGUCGACUUCAGGUGGAAUUAGAAAGUUUAUAUGUGAUUUGAAUCUGUUAGCAUAUCAUGUGCUUAUACCUGCAUUGCUGCCAUUACCCGAUAUUGAUUUGGCGUUCGCAAGGGAGAUUCUGGACGCGCAGCUACAGAAGCAUCCAACGUCUUUUAUAUUCUUGUUGCUAUCGGGAUUGUACGAAAAAAUCCUUGCUCGUCCUGCUAUUACCGCGUCGAGAUUGGAACAAGUACAACAAUAUGGAGCAGAGUGGAAGCAGCUUAUUGAUAUCACAUACUGGGAAAUGGGCAUUGCCAAAGCAAUCAUGCUAGAUUGGUCUGGAGCAGCGAACUGCUAUGCCCACUUGUAUGCCGUGAAUAAAUGGAGUAAAGCAGUAUAUAGAUUCCAGCAGGCUGCUUGUAUGUAUCAGGCUGACGCAGAAAAGUACAAGACUCAGGUCGAUACCAUGAUGAAGGAGAUUGCCAAAUUGACGAAGAAGGUGGCUGGAAAAUCUAUUCCGGUCGAGAAGUUCUUUGCCCGUAAAUCCCGCAAAUGGACUCUCCAAGGCGGUCGUCUCCUCCUUCCCGGAUUAGAAUGCCUCUACAUUUGGAAUGGCUUUGACUUCAUGCCCAAAGAACAUUUGUACCAAGCUCUAGAUCUAAUCAACGACGCACUCAGGAAACUCGACAGCCAACUCCCACCAUCCGCCGACCAAGAUAAACCACCAUACGAAACAUACUUUGAUGAUUUAUGUCUAGCCCGCUUCUUCAAAGGUGUUGUAAUGAGAGAACUAGCCAUGCCAACUAGCGUGACAUUGAUACCCAUGGUCGAAGAAGCCAAACUGCGUCCAAACACUGAACAAGUGAAUGAUUUGAAGGACGCUGCUAGAGCACUAGACUUUAUCAAAGUGGUUGCACCCAGGAUUCAUCUAGAUCACUAUAUAUUGCCAUUCUCUAGGUAUGAACAUGGUCGGUUGGCUAUGCGGAUGGGCGAUUAUGGGAAGGCUCGGAUUGAGUUCCAGGCUGCGUUGAAUGGAGGUUUUGCUGAUGAUGAGGAUAGUAGUGGAUGGCGUGCUGGAUCUCGCAAGUAUUCUCUGGAAGGAUCUAUACAAAUACGAACACACAAUGCACUAGCAAAGCUGGAAAUUUUGGAAAAGACGAUUUCGUAA
Synchytrium microbalum is the source of this 2691-nucleotide messenger RNA. RefSeq lists its product as uncharacterized. Lineage: Eukaryota; Fungi; Chytridiomycota; Chytridiomycetes; Synchytriales; Synchytriaceae. The record is from RefSeq and is a predicted model, not a curated record. The transcript has 9 exons. The coding region runs from base 1 to 2691 and encodes 896 amino acids. Gene Ontology annotation, cellular component: nucleus; mitochondrial outer membrane; cytosol.